GAGUGUGCAACACGGAUGAGUUCACAUGYCGCAAGGCUAAAGGUGAGUGCAUCCCGCUGACAUGGAUGUGUGAUGGCAAUCCCGACUGUACAGACGGCUCUGACGAGAAAGAGUGCAAUGAAACAUGUAGAGAUGAUGAGUUUACGUGUGGCAACGGAAAGUGCAUUCAAAAGAUUUGGGUGUGUGACAGAGACGACGACUGUCAAGAUAACACGGAUGAACUCAACUGUCCCAACAUCACAUGUUCCGAGUCCGAAUUCGCGUGCGUCAAAGACAAUACUUGCAUAACGUUAAACUGGCGUUGCGACGGUGACUUCGACUGCUCCGACCAAACUGACGAAAUCGGUUGUGCUGAAUCUACCAGAUCGUCACAAUGUCGUUCUUCCGAGUUUGAAUGCGACGACCACAGCCACUGCGUCAUUCAGUCGUGGGUAUGCGACGGCAGCGUGGACUGUGCCGAUGGAUCCGACGAAGCGCCGCACCGGUGCCACAACACCACGUGUCGGUCCGACCAAUUCCGUUGUCGGGACAACACUUGCAUUCCUGGAUUCCUCCAUUGUUCCGGUACACCCGACUGCGCCGACGGUAGUGACGAAGAAAACUGCAAAGAACCAGUGCACAAGUGCGAUCCUUACACAGAGUUUGACUGCGGCAACGACGAGACGGGUAGCGUAUGCAUACCCAUGGAGAAGGUGUGUGACAAGAACAUGGACUGUCCCGGAUUCGAAGACGAGAAACAGGAAUCGUGCAACGUGAACGAGUGUCUGAUCAACAACGGAGGCUGCACGCAGAUCUGCAUCGAUUUGCCCCACACGUUCCGCUGCGCCUGCAAGCCCGGCUACAAGCUCAUCAACAACAACACGUGUGACGACGUAAACGAAUGCGAGAUCGAAGGCAGCUGUUCACAGAUAUGUAUCAACGAAAAAGGCACGUACAAGUGUGAAUGCGAACCGGGAUACCUACGAGACCCCCAAGAUCACACCAGAUGCAAGGCGAUGGAAGGACAUGCGUCCCUCUUGUUCUCAAUGCAACACAACAUACGGAAGAUAUCGUUGGAUCAUCACGAGAUGUCCGCUAUUAUCAACAGCACGAAAUCGGCCACGGCCAUCGAUUUCGUAUUCCGCACCGGAAUGAUAUACUGGGGAGACGUAUCCGAAAAGAAAAUUUACAAAGCGCCGAUUGAUGAAGGCCGACAGCGGACAAUCGUAGUGGAAAGCGGCUUGUCGUCGGCCGACGGUUUGGCUGUGGACUGGAUUUAUGGACACAUUUACUGGACGAACGCGGACAAGGACUCUAUCGAAUUAGCCAACUUCGAAGGUAACAUGCAGAAGACGCUUUUCAAGUCGGAACUGAAGGAACCCAGGUCGAUAGCCGUGGACCCGCUCAACGGGUGGCUGUAUUGGAGUGACUGGGGCAGCAACGCGAAGAUCGAACGGGCCGGCAUGGACGGCACGCACCGGGAAGUGAUCGCCUCGUUCGACGUGAAAUGGCCGAAUGGCAUCACCCUGGACUUGGUGUCCAAGCGGCUAUACUGGGUGGACGCCAAGCUCCACACAAUAUCGUCGUGCAACUUCGACGGAAGCCAACGGCGCCUGGUCCUGUUCAGYCCCAUCUGGCUACCGCACCCGUUCAGCAUAUCCACAUUUGAGGAUUCGCUAUACUGGUCCGAUUGGAACCAGAAGGCGAUUAUCAAGGCCAACAAGUUUAACGGUUCAAACAUCACCACGGUCACCGCCCUGCACAUGACUCAAAACCCAAUGGUGGUGCACGUUUACCACCCGUACAGGCAACCCGACGGCGUGAACUACUGCGCUGCCGUCAAUGGCCACUGUUCUCAUCUGUGCCUGCCGGCACCGCAAAUCAACAGCAAAUCACCGAAAAUCUCGUGCGCUUGUCCCAAUGGUCUGAUGCUCAUGUCUGACGGUCUGAUGUGCGCUGAAGAAGCAGCUAAGAACUCAACGGUUUUACCGAAACAUCACAAACCGAGACUUUAUAAAAAAUUCAAUAUUACGCUGUUAAAUACGAACAGAACGAUGACGGAAAUUAAUGUCAAAGACCACAACGAACCCGAAGACAGCGGACUCAUAGCUGCCAUAAUAAUAUUCUCCGGUUCGCUAUUGAUCACUCUCGCAGCCUUGGGCGCUUUCCUGUUGUACCGACACUACUUGCACCGCAACGUGACCAGCAUGAAUUUCGACAACCCGAUUUACAGGAAAACUACCGAAGACCAGUUCACGCUGGAGAAGAGUCAGUACCAGCCAGCGAGGGUAUAUCCCACGUCCGUCGGCGAAGAGUUCUUUAACGACAACUCGGCUGAAGAGCCGUUGACUCGUCCUGGCACCAACGAGUACGUCUAAAGUAUAGACCGUUUAUAGUUUCUCUGCACACAACACUAGUCAAUGAAAAAAUAAAAAUAAACAAAUCGCAAAUCGCGUUGUUCAUGACGACGGAGCGCAAUAUUUGUGCGCAGCCCGCGACGAAAUGUCUGGCGAGUUACCAAUUUCAUGUGCAAAUGCGCUCAAAUAGUGUUCAACUUACCGAACAACUUAUAAUAUCUUCUCCGUGUUUUUUCUUUCUUUUUCUUUUCUUUUAUUAUUAUUAAUUUUAUGAUGUAUAACUUAGUUCAGAGUCUUCCCAGCGUUUUUCGUAUACAUGUAAUAAUAAUUAAUAUAAUUAUUACUCGCGCCAAUAUUUAAACGAAACAGUUCCUAUUGUAUAUUUUUAUUUUUUUUAAGUUAUAUUAUUAAUGUUUGUGUAAAAAAGAAAAUAAUAAUGUUUUAUUCAAGCUAUGCGGUUUGCCUUUAACGACUGAGGUGUUCGUGCCAAAAAUUAUGAAUUGAGUUGUUUUAAAUUUAUUAUUGUUUGUUGCUCAAAAGUAGGAAUCCUUUGAUCUGCAUCAGUUCGCUCGUUGUUCAAUUAUUUUAAUCGAUAAAUUAUUAUUGUCCCUUCUGGUUUGUUCGGAAAAGUAAUAAAAUAUAAUUAUUGUAAUUAUAAGAAAUUUACAAUAUAUGUAAAUAUAUAUAUUUAUUUUAGAUGAUCCAUUACUGUUGAGUAGUCAAUUUAGCGGCUAAUUAUAUUUAAUUAUGUAUACUAUAAUAGUUCCGUUAUAUAUUACAUUGAAGAUAUUUUGUAAGCUUAACGUCUUAUUAUAUAUCUAACAAAWCCUGUUUUUAAUUGGAUAUUAUAUAAAAAAAUAAUUUAUUAUAAUAUGUACAUAUAAAGGAACCAGUUAUAAGCUUAGCAGAUAGUGAUAAGCGUAUUGGAUUUGUUUUAUUUGAAAAUUGUACAUUGUUUUUCGCUAAAAUAAAAACGCACAUUCUUCUAACGGAUGUGUAGACAAACACAUAUUACUCGCGUCUCGGUUUACAAAUCAAUGUUGUGAAAACCAAUUUACCAUUUAUUCGUCAUCGAGUUUGUAAAAAAAUAUGAUAAACAUAUAAAUUAUGUAUGUGUAACAUUUCGUUAGAUAAAUAUAGUUUUUAUUA
Diuraphis noxia (Russian wheat aphid) is the source of this 3485-nucleotide messenger RNA. Its product is annotated as very low-density lipoprotein receptor-like. NCBI's taxonomy places the organism in Eukaryota, Metazoa, Arthropoda, Insecta, Hemiptera, Aphididae. The record is from RefSeq and is a predicted model, not a curated record. Gene Ontology annotation, cellular component: apical plasma membrane; plasma membrane; signaling receptor complex. Gene Ontology annotation, molecular function: protein binding; hormone binding; calcium ion binding. Gene Ontology annotation, biological process: receptor-mediated endocytosis.